Molecule: messenger RNA, 744 nt
Organism: Lachancea lanzarotensis
Lineage: Eukaryota; Fungi; Ascomycota; Saccharomycetes; Saccharomycetales; Saccharomycetaceae
Gene: SKI6
Product: LALA0S06e00870g1_1
Exons: 1
Coding region: 1-744 (247 amino acids)
Biological process (GO): U4 snRNA 3'-end processing; nuclear mRNA surveillance; poly(A)-dependent snoRNA 3'-end processing
Cellular component (GO): nucleolus; nuclear exosome (RNase complex); cytoplasmic exosome (RNase complex)
Source: RefSeq, a predicted model, not a curated record
AUGUCUAGACUUGAGAUAUACUCUCCCGAGGGUCUCCGUGUGGAUGGUCGUCGGUGGAAUGAGCUUCGUCGAUUUGAAUGCUCAAUAAAUACACAUGCCAAUGCAUCGGAUGGUUCGUCUUACUUGGAACAGGGCAACAAUAAGAUCAUUACUCUAGUGAAUGGACCGCAAGAACCUAAACUACGCUCACAUACGAAUGCAACGAAAGCAGUGCUGACCGUUUCUGUUAAUAUCACCAGAUUUUCCAAAACCGAAAGAAGCAAGUCAUCUCAUAGAAAUGAAAGACGAGUGCUCGAAAUGCAGACGGCUCUAGUACGCACUUUUGAAAAAAACAUACUGAUGCACCUGUAUCCUCGGACUCAAAUCGAUAUCCAGAUUCACGUUUUACAACAAGACGGAGGCCUCAUGGGCUCUCUUAUCAACGGUAUUACUCUGGCUUUGAUAGACGCUGGUAUUGCGAUUUACGACUACAUAAGUGGGGUUUCAAUAGGACUGUACGAUACGACUCCACUUUUGGAUCUGAAUACAGUCGAAGAAAAUGCUAUGAGCAGCGUUACCUUGGGAGUAAUGGGGCGAUCGGAAAAGCUAUCGUUGCUGCUUGUUGAAGAUAAACUAGCACUCGACCGCAUGGAAAGUGUUCUUGCAAUUGGAAUUGCGGGUGCCCAUCGCAUCAGAGACCUCAUGGACAAAGAGCUGAGGAAACACGGCGAGAAAAGACUAGCGAACGUAUCAUCAAAUCAAUAA